Ostrea edulis (European flat oyster) is the source of this 2285-nucleotide messenger RNA. RefSeq lists its product as uncharacterized. The record is from RefSeq and is a predicted model, not a curated record. Lineage: Eukaryota; Metazoa; Mollusca; Bivalvia; Ostreida; Ostreidae. Gene Ontology annotation, biological process: 5-phosphoribose 1-diphosphate biosynthetic process; purine nucleotide biosynthetic process. Gene Ontology annotation, cellular component: cytoplasm; ribose phosphate diphosphokinase complex. Gene Ontology annotation, molecular function: magnesium ion binding; ribose phosphate diphosphokinase activity. Bases 95 to 1153 code for a protein of 352 amino acids. The transcript has a single exon.
GACGAGGAGGUAGAAAAACAGUAGUAAACAAAAAUAAACCUGCAACGCAGAAAUCUGAGAAAAGUACUUGUCGUUGUUUUUCGCUUUAAUCAGGAUGAAUGGGGAUGACAGUCCGGUUCUUCUGUACGCACACCCUUCAAUGGCAGCAUUAGCAGAAAACAUUGCCACGAUAUGCUCCCAAAUGACCAGUCUAAAGGAUCCGCCGCAGAAGUCGGCAUUCCAUCGAGGCCCUGUCCGUGCCUUGUCAAUUUCAGGAUCCGGCUCCAAACCACGAGAAGUUGACUUCAGAAAGACCAUCCAAUGGAAUACAUUUCAUGACGGAUUUCCCAAUUUGUUUAUCGAAGAUGUCAAGUAUAUGGCGGGGAAAGAUGUUAUUUUCAUUGGGAGUUUCCACAGUCCUGAUGUCAUCUUUGAGCAGCUGUCGGUCCUGUACAUGUUCCCGCGAUAUUUAGCGCGCUCCUUUCAUUUCAUUAUGCCGUACUUUCCCACUGGGACUAUGGAGCGAGUCGACACCGAGGGACAAAUCGCUACAGCGAAAACACUGGCCACUCUGCUGUCCGGCAUACCUCUCACCACAAAAGGACCAGCUCAAAUUGUUAUAUUUGACAUCCACGCACUUCAAGAGAGAUUUUAUUUUUCCGAUAAUGUCAUCCCUAGGCUUGAGUCAGCAGUCCCACUGUUGCUGAGGGAAAUGAAAUCUCUGCCGGAUUGUGAUAAUGUAAGUGUUGCAUUUCCAGAUGAUGGCGCCUGUAAAAGAUUUCACAACUUCUUUCCGGGUGAUGAUCCAAUUACAUGUGUGAAGAUCAGAGAUGGCAAUCGUAGAAUUGUUAAGGUGAAGGAUGGAAACCCUGCUGGAAGGCAUGUCCUGAUUAUUGAUGAUCUGGUUCAGUCUGGGGGAACACUCAAGGAAUGCGCAAAAGCCCUAUAUGAAAAAGGAGCUACUAAAGUCAGUGCUUACGUCACACAUGCUGUGUUCCCUAAAGAAUCAUGGAAGAAAUUUGUCGAUUCUGACGUCAAAUUUGAGAACUUUUGGAUUACAGACUCACUGCCCCAUGCUAAAAUGAUCUGUGAGCAUCCACCAUUUAAACUUCUCUCUCUGAGCGAGCCUAUCGCUGAAAUGCUCCUGGGAUACGACUUGAUGCCAUACUGCUAAACUACUCAUUAAAUACAGGGUAGAUUGAAAUAUAGUUACACGUCUAAUUACACUGUAGAAGAUUAGAGAAGUAGUUAUUGAAGUAAAAGUGUAAAAAUUUAUGUUUGUGAUUUAUUUAAGAUGGCAAUGUUUUACAAAAGAUGCAAAGAAAAGGCAGCCAUGUGUCUAAAAAUAAAUGUGCAAUCCAGUACAAGUCUGUUUGAAAAUGAUUGUCUUAAUUUUGUAAGUGACAUUUGCAGUUUUCUUGUUCUGUUGUGAGUACACACCUACACAUGAAGUGUAUACAUGUGGUUAUUUUUUUUACUGAAAAUUUUGAAGAUUUUUAUGGAUUUAAGUUUGCUUUUGUUAUGAUUGUAGGGACUAAAUACAGUUAAGAAUUGUAUUUACACUGCCUGCCAUAAAGACACUAGAUAUAGAUUACCUGCUGGAAAGUGUACACACAGACUACUGCUAACUGUAUAUAUAGGUCUUACACUUAUUUAAAGUGUACUAAAGUAUACACACAGGUAUUCACAGCUAAGAAAUUAUGUUCUUGUUCUGUUUUACAUAUUUCACAAAGAGCAACAUUUUCCCAGUUUUUGACGAAUUUUCAAAACUCCCCAAAUCACAAAAUCUAAAUUUAACCAAAAUCAUGAGAGCCUGCAUUUUCAUAAUUAGAACUGGGAACACAUUUUAUCUCCAAUUUUCAAUUUAUGUGAGAAACAGAUGUCUUCUGUUCAGGAUGUUUUUUGUGAUAAAAAAAAAGAAAUUUAUUAUUAAUUUCUACAAUAGCCAUGAAAACACACACUGAAAUUAGGCUGAAAAACUGGAGAAUUUGAAUAAUUUUGAUUGUAUAGAGUUUGAAUCACUCUGAAUGAUUUUUUAACCAUUACACAUAUGUAGUACUUUGUAUGGUUGUAAAAGGACAACUGUUGAUGUGCACACCAUGUACUUAUUUAUGGCAGACACCAUCAUGUUUAGUUGCUUUUAUUAUUUCAUGUCAGUUGAAGAUUAAGGGACCAGUCAUAGUUUUAUUUGUUCAGAUCGUAAUGAUUUUAUAUUUCUAAUAUACAGUUUUUUGUAUAGUCAUUUUUUUCUAUUAGUUAUAUUACAUAUAUUAUAACUGUGAAAUAAAGUUUAUAGCAUCGCUUUG